This is a messenger RNA of Zootoca vivipara (common lizard), 4597 nucleotides long. It is a transcript of the gene ZNF395, whose product is annotated as zinc finger protein 395. Gene Ontology annotation, molecular function: RNA polymerase II cis-regulatory region sequence-specific DNA binding; DNA-binding transcription factor activity. Gene Ontology annotation, biological process: regulation of transcription by RNA polymerase II. Lineage: Eukaryota; Metazoa; Chordata; Lepidosauria; Squamata; Lacertidae. Gene Ontology annotation, cellular component: nucleus. The record is from RefSeq and is a predicted model, not a curated record.
CCGGCCGGCAAAGGAGGUGGAGGAGGCGGCGAGAAGGAAAGCCCGGCGCCCCGGAGCACGUGGAGGAGCCGCGCGCGCGCGGGGGGGGGGAUCGGAGGCUGUGCGCCAGCUCUCCUGCGACCCGGUGCGCGCCCAGAGGCUGCGGUGAUGGGCGCGGCGGCCCCCGCGAGGAGGCCCCGCUAGGAGAGGACCCCGCCGCGGCUCGGAGGCGAAGAGCGGGUCCGAGAUGGCGAGUGUUCUCUCCAGGAGGCUGGGGAAGCGGUCCUUGCUGGGCGCCCGAAUUUCCGCUCCCCCCUUGCUGGGGGACGGGGUGCUGAUGAUGGCCCAGCUCCCUCCCUUGCAGCCGGAGCAUGUCAAAGAGUCUCCUCGGCUGGCUUCGUGUGAGGACGGCCGCUUCAAGGAGCCUGUCAGAGACUCUGGCGGUCAGAGCCAGAACUGGCCACUCCUGCAAACAGGCCAAAAGGUCUAUGUCUUCUACAAAGGGCAAGAGGCCCCCGGUUUGGUGGAGCACCAUGACCACCUCAGCAACGAAGUGAAGGUGCUUCUUCUGGAGCAGGGCUUCUAUGUCUGCCGGAAAGCCGAGGAAGUGAGGCUGGCUAACAUCCAGGCCUUGCCUCUCCCAGCCCUGGAGAUGGACCUCGGGGCUCCUGCCAUGACGGGCUAUGAGGCCGUCCCAGUGGCCAUGGACCACGGACCGACCAUGGAGGCAGCUGCCACAGCCGCACCUGGACCCAGGUCGGUCUCCAGGAGCAUCGACGUGCCAAAAAGGAAAUCGGAUGCUGCUGCUGUGGAGAUGGACGAGAUGAUGGCAGCCAUGGUCUUGACCAGCUUAUCCUGCAGCCCCGUGGUGCAGAGCCCCCCUAAUGGUGACGCUGCCAUCCCAGCAUCCCAAGCGGCGGGCGAUGUGUGGAAGGAAAGCGGAGACAUGUCAGACGGUGGCAGCAGCAGCACCAGUGGGCACUGGAGCGGUUUGUCUACCCCGUCUCCGCCCCAUUCUGAGGCCAGCCCCAAGUACUCGAGCGAAGCCUUCAGUUCUCCCCGGCCGGACGACGGCUUUGAGACGGACUUGGACCCCUUCCUCUUUGAUGAGCCUGCUCCCCGGAAGAGAAAGAACUCUGUGAAGGUGAUGUACACCUGCCUGUGGCCCAGCUGCGGAAAAGUCCUUCGCUCCAUCGUGGGGAUCAAGAGGCAUGUGAAGACCCAGCACUUGGGAGACGGCGCCAAUUCUGACCAGCGGAAGAGGGAAGAGGAUUUCUACUACACGGAAAUGCAAGUGAAGGAGGAGGCGCCCCCAGAACCCGCGGCGGCCGUCUCCAGCCCCACCGCCACCUCUGCGGGUGCUUCUUCUCCCAUCGCCAUCCAGCAGACUCCGUCGCAGCCAGAGGCUCUCAUCCUGGACCAAGCAGCCCCCCUGGAGCACCACCUGCCCAGCAGCGCCCUCAGCCAGUCGGCCCCGAGCUCCUUCUGGCACAUCCAAGCCGACCAUGCGUAUCAGGCUCUGCCGUCCAUCCAGAUUCCCGUAUCCCCGCACAUAUUCACCAGUAUCAGCUGGGCUGCCGCGACAUCAACCAUACCCACGCUCUCGCCGGUGCGAAGCCGGUCCCUGAGUUUCAGCGAGCAGCAGCCUCCUCCGCAGCCGCUGCCUCCUCCUCCGCCACCUCCUCCUCCUCCGCCACCUGUCUUGAAAUCCCACCUGAUUGUCACAUCUCCUCUGCGGGUGCCCAGCAGCUCAAGGAAAGUCCGUGGCGAAGCCAAGAAGUGCCGGAAGGUCUAUGGGAUCGAGCACCGCGAUCAGUGGUGCACCGCUUGCCGGUGGAAAAAGGCCUGCCAGCGAUUCCUGGACUGAGCGCAUGCAAUGUUUCCCACCGGAAAGGUGGAGGGAGCAAUUCUCUCUCUCGCUGCCAGCCAAGCGCCAAGGGGCCGGACCUCUGUGUUUUUGCAGCGUCGGCGCCCUUGGAAGCCACUCUCCCCGUGCUUCAGCGGAGAUCUCGAGAGCCCACCUGUGCACCUUGGGCUCCGUAUAUUCUACGUCCGGCAGGUUUUUUUUCUUCUCCUCUAAUUUUCAGUGUUUUGUGGGAAUGUUUGUUUUUUUAAACACAUCUUAUCCUCCUUUUUUUAACACACACACACACACACACACACACACACACACACACAGCGCCUCCCUUUCUAUUUGUAAAUAAGAGGUGCAAUGGGGGGAGGAAAGAGAGUUUUCGGCUUGGUGUAGUUCAACAGACUUGUUUCUCGGUGUGCCCAGGGACCAAAGAACCUUUUUUUCGAACUGUUCCCUCAAUACGUGGUUGGCUGAGUGUUUGGGUUGGUGGUUGCAAUAUGAAGAACAUAGGAGCACCCCUCGUCUAACCCCCCUCCCCCCCAAAUCAAGAGGGUGCCGGAUGUGGACUCAACAGGGCGCUGGGUCCAUCAGCUGGAGGAGGAAGGGGCGUGGCUGACUUCCUGUGGACUCUGCCAGCAUGCUGGCUCUCAUUUCUGGUGCCCGGGAGGAAUUACUCGCUUGCACCCAAGCAUUGGGUUUCCCCUUCUUUUUAAACAUUGUGCUGUCAAAAGAACAAUCCUUGCAUUAAGCUACAAUCCAGCGAAUGCGCAUUUCGUUUUCUAAAACUGAAGUGGAAGGAACCUGGCUAUAUUGGCUUCAUGCUUUUAUUCCCCCAUUUUAUACCUGCGCACCUAAAAUUUAAUGUGCAAAACAGCCCUGGGGCAACUAAGUCUUUCUCAUGUGGCUUCAGUUGCCCCCGGCCUCAAAGGUUACCCAGUGUUACCCAAGGGAGGAAAUAAUAUUUUUGCUUAAUGAUGGGCUUGCCAAUCAAGACUUGUGCCAUUGGGUGGUUUCGUGGGUGCUCUGGUCAGAACUGGAGCGAGCAAAGUCAUGGGGACCAGAACAUAAAAGCCAUUAUCAUGGCCUUCCCCAGCUUGGCCCCCCUGCAAAUGUUUUGGGCUGGCUGGGGCUGAUGGGAGUUGUAGUCCGAAACGCUGGAAGGGCGUCAGGUUGAGGAAUUUGCAUUACGGUCUUCCUUCCUUCCUCUUCGGGUUCAGCCCCAUUGCGCAUGCAAUCCAGACCGUUCAUCGCCAACGCACCCAGCCCAUGAAGCACGUCUCUGCGUCCUGCGCCGUUUUGCAGAGCAUGCUGGGAGAAUGCACUUGGCUCAUGCGGUGGAGUUGUGUGGAGGGGCAAAACAUUUUGGGAAAACACUCUUUCUAGCCUAGCGCCAGGGUAUCUUUGGCUACGGCUGCCAGCGGUCCAAAAAAAGACAGCGGAGUUGCCAAAUGACAAUCAACGUGGAGAGCUAGAUCUCCGCACUGGGGAAAGAUAAAAGGGCAAAGCAGCCCAGGGAUGUCUUGGGACAGGUGUGGAAACCUGAGAUGUAAAAACUCCAGGAAUGUUGAAGCCCUCUGUUUCCCUGCACGCCCCCCCCCCAGGUUGGGGAAAAAAAUGAAAGUUUAGGUCAGACAUCCCCAAACUUCGGCAAUUCCCAUCUUCCGCAGCCACUGGUCCUGUUAGCCAGGGACCAUGGGAGUUGUAGGCCAAAACAUCUGGAGGGCCGCAGUUUGGGGAUGCCUGGUUUAGGUAGUACUUAAAAAAAUAAUAAUCAGUUUUUCAACUUGCUUUAACACACCACAUUUCUAGCAGGUUUCCAUUUCAGGCACCAGAACCCUGGGGGGAGGUGGGGAGGUGGGAGCCCCCACCUACAAUUUGUCACUCGACUCCAUCUGCUUCUCUCUCAGGUGUGGGUGUGGCACUGCACAAGGAGAGAGCCCUCAUUGAGGUCACUAAACUUUGGGGUUGCCAGUCACGACAGGGAGGCCCUUGUUAACAAAUCGUGGUUUCCCUUCCUUGGGGAAGCGCUUCCCUCCCUCCACAAAAACCAGUUGCCUGGCCAGCUUUUCAUUUUGCAGAUGUCAAAACGUCUUGCGGUUGCAGCAGCGGCAGUGCCAAUUUCGGGUGUGUGUCUGGGGGCAGUUCGACAAGGGCUCAGAUUAAAUAUGUGGUUUCCCCCUCCCAAUCACCUGCGUUUUGAUAAUCAUGAGCCAUAAACUAAAGACAAAGAUCUCUCCUUGAGAAAAGAGCAACUGAAUGAACAAGGAACACUCUGAGAACGAGGAUUUCUUUACAGAAAACAAAAGCUAGCCCUGCUUUACUUUUAAGGGUACUUUUUAAAGGGUUGGGGUGGGAUAGUUUUUUUUUUAAAGGAGUUAUGUACAUUAUUGGUGCUUGUUGAAAAUUUUGUGUUUUUCUCUGUUGUCAUUUUGUGCAUCAUACACACACCAGCCUCCCUCAAUCUCCUGGUGUUUUGGCUGGGGCUGGUUUGCAGGUCUGGUCCAAAACAUCUGGAAGACUCGAAAGUUACAGGAGGCUGCUAUACACAGUAUGUCUGAUUUUUUUUUAUUUCUCUGAGCCCAGACUCCUGGUCAGUGCUAAAGCUGGUUGACGCCAAAAUGUGGGUCUUAUUUGAGGGCUUUGAACAGCCAGAGAAUGAACACAAAGCUUGAGCCCAGAUUUCUGCAUUUUUAUAUUUCCAAAUGCGGGAUUUUGGGAUAUUUGUGGACUUUCGAUUUCUUCAAAGCAGUGUGCAUUUUUUGG